AUGUCUGCCGACCUGAAAGAGCUUAUCUGCAAUCGCUUGUGGCAGAAAAGCCCACUGAUAUAUGCCGGGGUGAUAUUUUACGAGGAUGGAAAGGGAUACCUUGAUGUGACAAUAGGGGUGAACAACAUGCUCCAUUCCAAAUUCACAUGGCGUGAAUUGCCGUGCACUCCGCAAGCCGAAGAGCAAGCCGAGCAGGACGAGGCGGCGGCGACGAUCUUGCGCUUCAAGAUCCAGAUUACGCUGCUCAAGCCAGAGAAUGUCCCGGGCACCGCCGCUUUUGUGCACGAGACCAUGUACAACGACCGCAUCUACGACACGCGGACGUUUGAAAUCAGCCUGGAGCAGGGCAGAUGGGAGCUCAAACAGCCAGAGACCAAUGCCAUCACCAACAAGAUGACUCCGUACGCCCGGCGGCUUGCCUUUGAACCGUCGAUCCUCCCCGAGGCCGGGAAUUUCAAAAAGGGCGAGCCCCGGAGGCUCCUGGGACUGUACCGGUUUAAUGAGUGGAAAUCGUUUUAUAGCGAACAGAUGAGGGACUGAGUAUUGAAAAAGGCAAACCCAGUAUCUCAGUCGCGUUUCUGAUCACAAAACUUGGAGGAUCUGGGGCCGUUUGCCGGCGUUUAGCUUGGGAGUUUGCAGCAUUCAUCAGCGGCAUGGGCCUUCGUCGAGAAACCUACUAAAUGGUUAUGACUGGAGGGCUUGGACCGGCUACCAACAAUCCAUGCUUGCAAAAAUAUGGCUGCUUGGGACCCGUCGUGGCUCAUGCUCGAUGUUAAGAAUGCUGGGUAACCAAAUACCGGUAUGGGCGAGAGCUGGGGAGCCACUGGCGCAGGGCAGUCGAUCGGCCCAGGUUGGAAACAUUAAAUGCGGGACAUAGAAGUCCAUCGGGCCCGCAAACGCAUCAGUUUUUGAAGAAGAAGAAGAAGAAGAAAGCAAAAGAGAACAAAAGAGUG
Messenger RNA from Pyricularia grisea, 953 nucleotides. RefSeq lists its product as uncharacterized. The transcript is spliced from 2 exons. Bases 1 to 540 code for a protein of 179 amino acids. The record is from RefSeq and is a predicted model, not a curated record. NCBI's taxonomy places the organism in Eukaryota, Fungi, Ascomycota, Sordariomycetes, Magnaporthales, Pyriculariaceae.